This is a messenger RNA of Cercocebus atys (sooty mangabey), 1819 nucleotides long. It is a transcript of the gene PSPH, whose product is annotated as phosphoserine phosphatase. Gene Ontology annotation, biological process: L-serine biosynthetic process; dephosphorylation. The coding region runs from base 755 to 1432 and encodes 225 amino acids. Gene Ontology annotation, molecular function: magnesium ion binding; L-phosphoserine phosphatase activity. NCBI's taxonomy places the organism in Eukaryota, Metazoa, Chordata, Mammalia, Primates, Cercopithecidae. Gene Ontology annotation, cellular component: cytoplasm. The transcript is spliced from 7 exons. The record is from RefSeq and is a predicted model, not a curated record.
GGCCCAGCUUUGUGGACCCGGGAGCCCAGGACGCAGGCGGGGCUUGUGCUUCGCGGGGGCAGGCGUAGGGUGGGCCUCCUCCCGCCUCUACUCUCGCGGUUUGCUGCUCAGUCUCCUUUCUUUGCUGAUUUUAUGCCUUUCUUUUUUUGAGACGGAGUCUCGCUCUGUCGCCCUGGCUGGAGUGCGGUGGCGCGAUCUCGGCUCACUGCAAGCUCCGCCCCCCGGGUUCACGCUUUUAUCUCUUGUCAUUGGAGCUUUCUGGACCCUGAGCUUGACGGUGCCCUAGGUGCCGUGGAGACACACGCGAGUCUGAUAAGCACCCUGCCCCGGGAUCAUGCGGUGCUGUGAGGCCUAGCGAAGAUGAAGAUAGAAUGCAAGGUAGAAAGUGCUGGAUACCUUUAGAAAGCUGCAGAACUGGUGCGAUGGGAGUUGAGACGUAAGAACCUGCCCGUCCGUAGGGCUCUGGAUGCUGCUGAGGCCCGAGGCCCCCAUGGCACAUUUGAAAACUCACCCUUGUAGAGUCAUUCCUGCCUUUGAGAGGACUCCCUGUUAAGUUUACAGAAGCACUUGCAGAGCUCAUCAGAAGCCACCCUGCUUAUCAGCAGAUUUCAAGAGAGCGUUCAGUGGAGGCCCUGAGUCUGCACAGUUCACCUCCCUGGGAACUGCUCGCCUGAGCAUUGGAGCCGGCGCUGGCCCCCUGCAGCCUAAAGGAGCCCCGGAGGUCCAGGACACAGCAAGGAAAAUUCUUCCAACAAUGGUCUCCCACUCAGAGCUAAGGAAGCUGUUCUACUCAGCAGAUGCUGUAUGUUUUGAUGUUGACAGCACGGUCAUUAGAGAAGAAGGAAUCGAUGAGCUAGCCAAAAUCUGUGGCGUUGAGGACGCGGUGUCAGAAAUGACACGGCGAGCCAUGGGCGGGGCAGUGCCUUUCAAAUCUGCUCUCACAGAGCGCUUAGCCCUCAUCCAGCCCUCCAGGGAGCAGGUGCAGAGACUCAUAGCAGAGCACCCUCCACACCUGACCCCCGGCAUAAGGGAGCUGGUAAGUCGCCUACAGGAGCGAAAUGUUCAGGUUUUCCUAAUAUCUGGUGGCUUUAGGAGUAUUGUAGAGCAUGUUGCUUCAAAGCUCAAUAUCCCAGGAACCAAUGUAUUUGCCAAUAGGCUGAAAUUCUACUUUAACGGUGAAUAUGCAGGUUUUGAUGAGACACAGCCAACAGCUGAAUCUGGUGGAAAAGGAAAAGUGAUUAAACUUUUAAAGGAAAAAUUUCAUUUUAAGAAAAUAAUCAUGAUUGGAGAUGGUGCCACAGACAUGGAAGCCUGUCCUCCUGCUGAUGCUUUCAUUGGAUUUGGAGGAAAUGUGAUCAGGCAACAAGUCAAGGAUAACGCCAAAUGGUAUAUCACUGAUUUUGUGGAGCUGGUGGGAGAGCUGGAGGAAUAACAUCCACUGUCACACAGCUCCGAACACCUUCGGAUGGAUUUUUACAAGUGAUACAGGUUGAUACUGUUUGCUUACAAUUGCCUAUUACCACUUGCUAUAGAAAGUUGGCACAGAUGAUCAAUACUUUAAACUACAGUUAGGACUCCUAGAAGAUUGCUUUUUUUUUUUUUUAACUGUAGUUCCAGUAUUAUAUGAUGACUAUUGAUUUCCUGUAGAGUUUUGUAAUCUGAAUUCUUUCUGUAUAUUCCUAGCUAUAUUUCAUACAAAGUGUUUUAAGGGUGGAGAGUCAAACAAACACCUUUACUCUUAGAAAGAUGGAUUCGGCAGCCUUCGGUGAAUAUUGGUUUCUCUUUGGUAUAUCAAUAAAAGUUUAUCCAUGUGUCAGAA